CCAAUGUGGCGCUGUGGAAAUUGUGAUGCGCUCUCGGUCUCGGAACUGAAGGUGGUCAGAGGCGCUGAGCGGACCCGGGAAGUGCAGCAGAGUCCUCCAGCACGGGGAUUCAUGAGUGUCACUUACCGCAUCAGAGUCGGUGGGGUUCAGGACUCCGCUGGAGGUAACGGAAUGGACGGGGUUAAUGAAGAGAGCUACCAGGCACGUGGGCAGAGAGCACAGACGUUACUGCUGUACAAAGAGCUGAUGCUGUCUAGUGGAUUGAACAUACAGUAAGGACAAAAACAAUGAUGAAACAACCAUGGAAGCUAAAAGACGGACACUAUCGGUAAUUUGGAAGAAUUUCAAAAGUUAUUAAAAAAUAUACAGUGUGUAUAUUGCAAACUGGAGGUUGCGCACUGCUAUGACACGUAAGCUUUGGCACUUCUGCAGAGAAUGUCUGCACUCCUCAAACUGUAGGCCACCAACAUGGUGACUAGCAAGAGAGCGAAAUAAAACAGCAGAGUUUAUCGAAAGUACAAAAUAGAACAGCCAGUCAGCAUUAAGAACAUAAACUGGGUUCUGAAUCAUUAUCCUGCUGGUUCAGAAGUGGAAUUGUCUCCUCAUGCUGGUGGAUGUGUUGUACCUUGAUCAACAACAAGAAAGUCUAAGAAAUACGUUACUGUGAGAUUUUUCGUUCCGUGAUGAUUGUAUAAUUUUUUAUAUGGUGUGAUUGAAAUGUAAUCUGUUAAUCAGUCUGACUUUGUGUGGCUUGAAAUGGAGAAUGAAAGUGCUCAUGAUGAGACCCGGGAGAGAAAUCCUGAGCUCAAUUCUUUUUAUUUUGACAACACAGAGGCACUGUCUCGUACACAAACAGCCUGGUGUGCGUGCGCACACAGUAAGGUGACCAGAUUUCUGAGAAGAAAACCAGGGACAUUCAGUUUGGCGGUGAAAAUAUCAUUAAAACAUCUAAUGUUCUCAUCUUCGUAAUAAAAAGGGGUACGUUUCUGGUUUUCAUGUAUUUUGAUCAUGCAUUGCAUAAAAAGUGGGAUUUUCCUCACCGAGUACACUGUACAACUAUUCUGCAACUGCUUUAGGUUAACAUUAGACCAUGAAAAUCUCUGGUAUGGAUACAUAGUUUAGAUUUAUGGACUCUUAAAUUGUAGACUAGCUGAAAUAGAUGUUUUUGGACCCAUGAAAAUAGAUUAAUUUAAUUACCAUAUGCCAGUAGUAAUUGACAAUGUAUUUAAAAAUAUACAAAAACUUAAACCAUUUACUUCAAUUCAAGCAACAAGAUAUAGUAAUUUAUUAUUGAUACAAAUGAUUCCUGAUAUCCCAUAGUCUAAAUUGUAGCCAUAGCUGAAUUGACGACCAAGCCUAAAUGAGUAGCCUUAAAUCAAGAUGUGUAGUCCUGUACACAUCACAAAUUAUUUAAAAAAAAAAAAAAAAGGUACUGAUACUUUGGUAACAGUACCAUAAGUCUACAGCUUUACUUAGCCGGCUACUCUGUAGGAUAACACACCAAUUUGUGUGCAAGUUACCUUGUGCCGUUGAACAGUUACAAUUUUCCCUCAGCUGGAUUUCUGUUACAGUAAACACUACAUCUAGCAAUAACUUCAGCUGACUGACUGGUGCUGCACUGAGCUUUCUCCUGCUAGCAUUGGCCGCAGUAGGCUAUGGUUUGUUAGGUCAUCCGCUACAUCUCAAUACAGUGUGACAAGCAAUGCUAGACAGCAUCACAAAACGUAGCUUGCACAUUUAAAGGCUAAAUAUCAGACAACAUCACUUCAGCCUGCAAGAAAAAACUAUGGUUCACCUGUGCAGGAGCAGAUGAAGCAAUCUGUCAAAGCUGAAUGAGUGACUUUUGCCGCUUUUCCACUACAAACGCGGCUGAGCCGUGCUGAGCGGGGCUGUUGGAGUUGCAUUUCGACUACAACCGCGCUGAACCGUGCUGGCUGGAAGUGGGUGGACACAUUGGGUGGAGUUAGCGAAAGUGGGUGGACGUCACGUGAUGUCGUUAAGCAGCGCAAACAGUGACAUCAGUGAUCUUUUAAGCGGUAGUCUCACGACCCGAAUAGUAAACAAUAAACAUGGAGGACAUGGAGUUUAGGCAAAGAUUCUAGUGCACUACAAAAGUUGUUCCUCAGCUCCACUGAUCAAAAUACUGGAAAGGCUAUCACCAGAGGUGUUCCGGGGCAGAUUCAGGAAAAUGGGGGGGGUCAAUCUAGUAAGGCCAGGGGUCUGUGCUGUUUAAAUGCCCGGAGAUGCAUUUUGAGCUGUCAGAGACAUGUUGUAAAUGAAAUCUCUUAAAGAAAACCAUAUAAAAAAAAAUACAUUUUAAAAUUAGCAACUUUAAAAACCAUUUUAGUCACUGAAAAUGAUAUUCAGAGUUACAGGUACGUGUAGAACAUAAUUAGAUUAGAUAAAACUUUAUUGAUCUCUUUGGGAGGGUUCCCUCAGGGAAAUUAAGAUUCCAGCAGCAUCAUUACAGAUAAACAGAGAAAAGAAAGAGAAAUACUUCUAGAUAAAUUAAGUAUUUACAAAUAUAAAAGAAUAAGAUAUGAGGAAGGGGGGAGAAGUGGGGUUAGGGUGUGGGUGUGUGGAAGCAGGAAAGAUAUUGCACAUUGUCCGGUAUUGCUUAUUGUUAGGCUAGGCUACUGCUUCUUCCCAUCCUCUGUCCUCCUGUUACCCCUCCUCCCCCACAGAGAGGAGUUGUACAGUCUGAUGGCGUGAGGGACAAUGGAGUUUGAGUCUGUUCGUCCUGCACUUGGGAAGAAGCAUUCUGUCACUGAACAGGCUCCUCUGGUUGCUGAUGACGGUGUGCAGAGGGUGACUGGCAUCGUCCAUGAUGUUCAAUAGUUUGUCCAUAGACCUCUUCUCUGCCACCGUCACCAGAGAGUCCAGCUUCAUGCUGACCACAGAGCCGGCCCGCCUGAUCAGUUUGUCCAGCCUGGAUGUGCUGCCCCCCCCAGCACACCACAGUGUAAAACAGGACACUGGCGACCACAGACUGAUAGAACAUCCACAGGAGUUUCCUGCAGAUGUUAAAGGACCACAGCCUCCUAAGGAAGUAUAGCCUGCUCAGUCCCUUCCUGUAUAAGUGAUUGGUGUUACAAGUCCAGUCCAGCUUGCUGUCCAGCCAUAGCCCGAGGUAUUUGUAGGAAUCCACAGCCUCGACCAGAUUAUAACUGAUAUGGUAAUAUUUAUGAAAGUUGCAUUGUCAUAACACAUUACCACAUGACACUACAGUGUAGUACACUGACCACAAAACACCAUGUUGUAAUGCAGGCACUUACAGAUUGCAGAAUGUCAACAAAGCCAAGCCAAGGGACUGGAAUCAGUGUUGGUAAACUAGCAAGGGUUAGGCAAGCAGCAAAUAACAUAAGAAAGACAAAGAGCAAAAAUGUGGAGGAAACAGCAGAGGGUCAGAGACAAGACAAGGCUUGUUAUGAACUGAACUAGCAGGACAGUACUUCACAAUGGGGUGUUUUGUUAAGGGAGCUUAAAUAGAGGAACAGGUGAUUUAGGGAAAUGAGAGCCACCUGAGAUUCAGUAGGCUGGAGACAGAGGGUGCUGUGUUUUGGGAGCUGUAGUCCUGAGUGUCCAUGUUUUGUAGUUCAUUCUUUCUCAGCAGGUUUACUGACACACCUUAUAUCAGUAAAUUAUUACUAUUUUAGCAUCUGCAGUCCGAGCUCCUGCUCAGGGCAUUCAACGUACAUAUAAGACAGUGAAUAUACCCAGGUAAACUGGGUGUUAUGUAAGUAAGUGGCCACUUAAGACAGAUCUUAAUACCGAGAUGAUAACUAUAAACAAAGACUGCAAAAAUUGCAUGUCUAUAAUGCAAAGGGAUACAGGACACUUCGUCCAGCGACCAUUUCAUCCAAUGCCAUUUUGUCCAAUAGUUAAGACAUUUCUUCAAAAGCCUUUUUCAUAUGCACUAUCAAUUAUUUUAUAUUUCAGGUAUUUGUUUGUUCGAAAAAAGGAGGAAUUCUCAAUGGAAUUUGACUGAAGCAAAACACAUUUUUGUAGUGUGUAGUUUAACCACUCGCCAAACGUGAUGGCGAGUAAAGAUUGCCUCAGACUCGCCUUUCUCAGCGAGUGUGUUCAAAAGAAAGAAAACACAACUUUAUUCAUAACACACUUGUGAAAUUCCUCUCUGCAUUUAACCCAUCUGAAGCAGUGACGCACACACAUACCCAGAGCAGUGGGCAGCCAUGCUAACAGCGCCUGGGGAGCAGUUGGGAGUUAGGUGCCUUGUUCAAGGGCACCUCAGCCCAAAGCCGUCCCAUAUUAAUCUAACCGCAUGUCUUUGGACUGUGGGGGAAACCAGAGGACCUGGAGGAAAUCCAUGCAGACAUGGGGAGAAUAUGCAAACUCCACACAAAAAGGCCCCCGCCGGCCACUGGGCUCGAACCCAGAACCUUCUUGCUGUGAGGCGACCGUGCUAACCACUUACAUCACCGUGCCACCCCAACAAUGGGUUCCAACCUAGUAUUCAUGUAAAAUCCAAGAAAAAUUCGACAAACUCUUUCCUCAUGCAGGACUGUCGGGCGUGCUCUAGACUGCGCGUGAUGCUAACAGCGCCUGGGGAGCAGUUGGGAGUUAGGUGCCUUGUUUAAGGGCACCUCAGCCCAAAGCCGUCCCAUAUUAAUCUAACCGCAUGUCUUUGGACUGUGGGGGAAACCAGAGGACCUGGAGGAAACCCACGCAGACACGGGGAGAACAUGCAGACUCCACACAAAAAGGCCCCUGCCGGCCACUGGGCUCGAACCCAGAACCUUCUUGCUGUGAGGCGACCGUGCUAACCACUUACACCACCGUGCCACCCCUAACAAUGGGUUCCAACCUAGUAUUCAUGUAAAAUCCAAGAAAAAUUUGACAAAACUCUUUCCUUGUGCAGGACUGUCGGGAGCGCUCUAGACUGCGCGUGCCUUAUUAAGACUGGAUAUACUAGUGCAUCUCAAAAAAUUAGA
Neoarius graeffei (lesser salmon catfish) is the source of this 4952-nucleotide messenger RNA. RefSeq lists its product as uncharacterized. Lineage: Eukaryota; Metazoa; Chordata; Actinopteri; Siluriformes; Ariidae. Bases 4 to 276 code for a protein of 90 amino acids. The record is from RefSeq and is a predicted model, not a curated record. The transcript has 4 exons.